Molecule: messenger RNA, 3494 nt
Organism: Amoebophrya sp. A120
Lineage: Eukaryota; Dinophyceae; Syndiniales; Amoebophryaceae
Source: the annotation of a GenBank genome assembly
CCCGACUUCUGAAAAUAAGCAGGACACCAGCGACUCAUGAUUUGUGACUACACGCAAGCCCGUCUGUUUUAUCGCUCAACAGUUUUUGUUUUUGGCGUGAACCACUUGUAUUGGCCGUAUUCAUCUGCAUCCUAGUCGUUGUUCCAAAAUCAUAAUUAUGGUUCGCUUCGCCGUCGAGGGGUGCGUUCAUGGGGAACUGGACCAGAUAUAUGAGACCAUCCAGGAGCUCGAACACCAGUUGGGCGACAAAAUCGACGCCCUCCUCUGUUGUGGCGACUUCCAGUCCGUGCGAAAUGAAGACGACCUCAAUAAUCUUGCCUGCCCGCCCAAGUACCGGCAAAUGCACGACUUUUCGGCGUAUUGGAAAGGCGAGAAGAAGGCCCCACUAUUGACCAUCUUCGUAUUCAUUCACAUUUUGAACAAAGAAUUUCGUCUUUCUGUUCAUAUUCAUUACUGAAUAAGUACGAAUUUCAUUGUCCCGCGCAUCUUUUCAUUCUUCACAUCCUUUCGAUAUUACCACAAAGUACCUAGAUGUGGGUGGAUCGACAAAUAAACUAUGAAUAAUCACCAACCAGAUCGGUGGCAACCACGAGGCGUCAAAUUUUCUACUUGAUUUAUACUACGGGGGAUGGGUGGCGGAGAACAUCUACUACCUGGGCGUUGCAGGCGUGAUCGACGUGAAGGGGGUCCGCAUCGCGGGUCUUUCCGGGAUCUGGAACCGGCACCACGUGCUCAUGGGCCACCACGAACGCAUGGCGGUCGACCGGUCCGGCAAGGUGGUGCUGGAUGACAGCACCAUGCGGUCGGCCUACCACAUCCGCACCUUUGAGUGCGAGAAGCUGAAGCUGCUGCCCCAGCUGCCCAACCCGAAGCGGGUGGACGUGUUCCUCAGUCACGACUGGCCGCGGGACAUCUGGAAGAGCGGCGACGUGCACGCGCUGUGGAAGCGGAAGGACAAGACGGGGCAGAUGCGGCACGACAUGACGGCGGGCACCUUCGGCAAUCCUUUGUCUCAGGAGGUGCUGGACGUCGUCAAGCCCCGCUUCUGGUUCGCCGCGCAUCACCACGUCAAGUUUCCCGCCCUGGUCAAGCACGACGAUGGAACCUGCACCCGCUUCCUGGGUCUCGACAAGUGCCUCCCCGGCCGCGACUUUUUGCAGCUGCUCGAGGUCACGCCCGAACACGAGCUCAAUGCAGCAAAGCAGGCGGCGGAAGAAGAUCGACAGGUCGUGGAGAAGACACAGCAGCCAGGUGCUGGCGACGAGCGCGAUAUUAAAGCGGCGGAAGUGGAGGACCAAGCAGGGCCUCCGGAAGCCCGCGGCCUCCAAAAUGAAAACGAAAAUAACGGCGGUACUCAUCUUCACAAUAUGACGGACGCCAGGGGAGCGUCUCUGGACUCGGUUGCACUCAUGAGGCGCAAUAUCCUGAUUAAAAACGUCCCCACACCAGAGUCAAGAUGGGAAACCUGCUAGACAAAUCAGCCAGUCUUGGUUGUCUGGCAUGACAAGUUUAUCCUCGUAGUGUAAUGCUGUUUAGCUAGUUCAGAAGCAUCACAGAUCUAGCAUGGCAUGCUGAUUUUAGCAUCACAAAUUCCAAAACACGAAUGGAAAAUGCUUCUCAUAGGGCUCCGCGUGAGAAACUUUUUUGGCAUGCAGAAUUGCAUGACAACUCUGGUGUGGGUACGUUUUUACUCAGGAUACGCAAAUUUUUCUCCUCAUCGGGCUCCACCUCAAGCUAUCCCACGAAAAAAGUGUUACAGUUACACAUUUGUAGUCGAUUCAGCAACACAAAUUUCUCUGCAUGAGAGAGAAAACUUGUAAUGCAGAAAUCCUACGGGAAAACACCUAUGAAACGAGGCUCCUAUGCAUAUCCGCCAUGACAGAGCUUGUCUGUCUUGCUUGGCCUGCAACACAAUGUGUAACUGUAACACUUUUUUCUCACGAUGCGAGCGCUGUCGGCUUUAUUGGGGGCACCGUCGGUUCGAGCAGCAGCUCCUGGUGUGCGCCGGUAGAGCAGGGCGCAGUACUAUCUUCGCAAGAAGUAGACCAGAGAACUGAAAAUAAUGACGAGAGGAACAUGAAAAGUCCCUACCUGUACCCUUGCUACGUUCCAGAGUGGCUCGCGAUUCAGCGUAUGAACAUCGAGAAAACGGUAUCCUGAGUAAAAACGUACCCACACCAGAGUUGUAAUGCAAAUCUGCAUGCUGAAAAUGUUUCUCUUGCGGAGCUCCAUGAGAAGCAUUUUCUAGUCAUGUUUUGCAAUUUGUCAUGCUCCAGUCAGCAUGGUAUGCUAGAUCUGUGAUGCUGCUGAGCUAGCUCAAACAGCACUACACUACGAAUCCAAAUUUGUCAUGCAAAACAGCCAAAACUUGUGGAUUUGUCUAGCCGAUUCCCCAUCUUGACUCUGGUGUGGGUACGUUUUUACUCAGGAUAAACGGACCGCGGUAACCACAAUAGGCCUGUGCCUCCCCUGACGCUACCCACCGCAGUAGAGAUCGAGACCAUGAACAAACGCAUUCACGUAUCCUGAGUAAAAACGUACCCACACCAGAGUCAGGAUGAGGAUUUUGCAACACAAACCUAGGAGUUUUGUGAGUCACGCAUGACAAGUUGCACUAUGCAGUGUAGUGCAGGUUAGCAAGUGCAGCCGCGUCACAGAUUCACCUGCUCAUCCCGUUCACAGCAUCACAAAUUCCAAAACACGAUUCGAAAUAGCUCUCAUGGGGAUGCGCAUUACAAGUCUUCCUGUCUUUGCAAAUCUGCAUUACAACUCUGGUGUGGGUACGUUUUUACUCAGGAUAUCACGACGCUUGUCGAAAAGGAGAUGAUAAAGCCAUGUCGAGCCCUCGUCAACACAUCAGCACCAGCAGCGACCGACACGACGACGACGACGACGAGGACGACGCCGACGCGCGCCGCAUCUGGUUUGACCAAAGUAACGUGCUGAACCUGGAUUAUGGAAACUUGCAGCGAAGGGAAAUCAGCGACAUAAUGAACGUGUCAGACAUUUGGGACGUGCUCCGCCAGCCACGCCGCCUCGAGGAUUCAUCGAGCGCGAACAUCAGUGAGAACCAGAACAUAGCUGGCCUUGCCAGUGCUGCUGCUCCGGCGAAGGCCGCUGCAGCAGAUUUAUCUACCCCCGGCACCAACCCUGUCGGCGCAGCCGGCGAUCUGCUCCCACGACCCGCGACAGGAGGAGGUGGCGGUGAUGAAGACAUUGAGUUAGCUUCUCUAGAUGACGAAGAUGACGACGACGCAGGAGCCUCCUCCGAUGCUGUAGCUGCAGCUUAUUCAGUGCAAAAGUAUCGCUUUAGUACUUGUUCUGAUUGCAACGGAAAUGAUUUUCUCAGAAGGGAAAGGCAAAACGGAACUCAUCCUGCAGAAUCAGGUACUCACGAAGAAACGCCUUGCAUGCACGAUUGCAAUCAGUACGAGGGCGAUACUUUUGCAGAGCAUACAGUUGGUCCGCCAGCAAAAGUGACCAGGACAUCAUGA